Molecule: messenger RNA, 567 nt
Organism: Gopherus evgoodei (Goodes thornscrub tortoise)
Lineage: Eukaryota; Metazoa; Chordata; Testudines; Testudinidae
Gene: RPS10
Product: ribosomal protein S10
Cellular component (GO): cytosolic small ribosomal subunit
Molecular function (GO): RNA binding; structural constituent of ribosome
Source: RefSeq, a predicted model, not a curated record
AUGGUUAAAGGUGGUGGUGCUUUGUUCAAUGUUGAGCCCAAGAAGACAGGAAUUGCCAUCUGACUCCUUUUUAAGGAGGGAGUGAUGGUGGCCAAGAAAGAUGUUCACAUGGCUAAACACCCAGAGCUGGCAGACAAGAAUGUGCCCAACCCUGUCAUGAAAGCCAUGCAGUCACUGAAAUCACGUGGCUAUGUGAAGGAGCAGUUUGCUUGGAGGCACUUUUACUGGUAUCUGACCAACGAGGGUAUCCAGUAUUUGCGUGACUAUCUUCAUCUACCCCCUGAAAUUGUGCCUGCCACCCUGCGCCGUAGCCGCCCCGAGACGGGCAGACCGAGGCCCAAAGGUCUGGAAGGUGAACGCCCUGCUCGUCUUACUCGGGGAGAGGCUGACAGAGAUACCUACAGACGCAGUACUGCUCCACUUGGUGCUGACAAAAAGGCUGAGGCUGGUGCAGGAGCAGCUACUGAAUUCCAAUUUAGAGGUGGAUUCGGUCGUGGACGUGGUCAGCCUCCUCAGUAGAAUUCUCUGGUCAUAUUUUUGUGUAUAAUAAAAUAGGUGAAAAUCUCA